AUGUCAUAUGAAAGAAUUGAAACUAUAGAUAAUCCAUUUAAUGAUGGGAAUAUUAUUGAUAAUGAUACCUCGACACUUUUCGUAACCGAAAAUAAUGAUGAUGACGAUGAUAAUACUAUUACCACCACCACUACCACCAUGCAAAAAAACAACGACGACAAUCAGAGUUCUGGCUUUCAAGAAUCAUCUAAUCAAGAUGUUACUACUGUUAGUUCAUCAUCACCGUCAAAUAGCAAUAACAACAUUACUAAUAAUAAUAAUAAUAAUAAUCGAUUUAGUAAUCAACGCAAUAAUAACAAGGAUAAUUUUCAAAAACCAACAACUAAUCAUAAUGAAUUUAAAGAUGAAGAUGAAGAGGAAGAGGAAGAAGAAGACGAUGAUGACAUGUUUGAACCAAUUCAAUUCAAAAAUAGUGAUGAUGAUGAUGAAGAAGAAGGAGAUGGUCUUUCAUCAUCAUCACUAUCAUCGGAUAUAAAUUCAUUCACCGACAAUUUCGGUAAUAGUUAUCAUAAUAUUGAUUUUGAUAAUAAACGAUACACAUUGAAAUUAAAUUUCAAAGGUAAACGAUUAGUUUAUUUCACUUCGGGAUUUGUUAGUUUAUUUGUUAGUUUAUUUGGUUAUUCUCAAGGGGUUGUAUCAUCACUUUUAGCAUUUGAUACAUUUAAUAAAUAUUUCAAUCAACCUAGUGCUGCUACUAUUGGAAUUGUUAUAUCAAUUCAAGAAAUCGGGGCCAUGAUAAGUUCAAUUAUGGUAGCGAAAUUAUCCGAUAAAUUUGGUCGGAAACGAACAUUAUUAUUAGGAACAUUUAUAUUUAUGAUUGGUGGAUCAUUACAAGCUUUUUGUCCCAAUAUUUUUAUAUUGGCCAUUGGAAGAGUUUUUUCAGGGAUGGGUGUAGGGAUUUUAUCUACGAUUGUUCCUUCUUAUCAAUGUGAAAUUAGUCCUAGUGAAGAACGAGGGAAAUUAGUAUGCGGAGAAUUUACUGGUAAUAUCACUGGUUAUGCACUAAGUGUAUGGGUCGGGUAUUUAUCUUAUUUUAUUCAAGAUAUUGGUGAUUCUCGUAAUCAACCUCAUUCAUUCACAGCUAAUUUGAGUUGGAGAUUACCAUUAUUCAUUCAAGUGGUUAUUGCCUUUGUGUUGUUUCUUGGUGGGUUUUUCAUUGUUGAAUCACCUCGUUGGUUAUUAGAUAAUGAUAUGGAUCAACAAGGAUUCCAUGUAUUAGCAUUAUUAUAUGAUUCUCAUGUGGAAUCGACAAAACCAAAAUCUGAAUUUUUCAUGAUUAAAAAUUCUAUAUUACAAGAAAGAAUCACUACUCCAAAACUGCAAAGAACUUGGAAACAUUUAUUAACUCAUUAUAAAAUUCGAGUAUUUGUUGCUUGUUCAUCAUUAAUUUUUGCUCAAUUUAAUGGUAUUAAUAUUAUUUCUUAUUAUGCUCCUUUAGUGUUUGAACAAGCUGGUUUUGAUAAUGCUAAUGCUUUAUUAAUGACAGGAAUAAAUGGAAUUAUUUAUUUAUUAUCAACUAUACCUACUUGGUUUUUAGUAGAUUCUUGGGGUCGAAGACCUAUAUUAAUAACUAGUGGUAUAGCCAUGGCCAUUUGUUUGUUUUUAGUCGCAGCUUUUAUGCAUAUAAAUAAAUCAUAUACUCCAUCAGUAGUGGCAGUAUUUGUUAUUAUUUAUAAUGCAUCAUUUGGUUUUGGGUUUGGUCCUAUCCCAUUUUUAUUACUGAGUGAAUCAUAUCCAUUAUCAGUAAGAUCAAAGGGGGCAUCAUUAGCAGUAUCAUGUAAUUGGUUUAGUAAUUUUGUUGUUGGAUUAAUGACCCCUAUUUUAAAACAAGAAAUUAAAUGGGCAAUGUAUUUAUUCCCUGCUAGUUCUUGUGUUUUGAGUGUUAUUGUGGUAUUAUUAUUUUAUCCAGAAACUAAAGGGGUUGAAUUAGAAGAUAUUACGAGAAUAUUUGAUGAAUUUUAUGCCACAAGUCCAACUAAAAGAGUUAAAAUUAGAGGAUUAAGAACAAAACGUAAAGAUAAAGGUAAAAGAUCAGGUGAAAAAUAUAAAGCAAAAUAUAAUCCUCUAAGUGGGGGUGGUGGUACCGGUACCGGUACCAGCAGUAGCACCACUACUACUGGUGAUUUCAUUGAUGACCAAGAAGCAUUUGAAAUGCGGGCAUUGAAUGAAUUUGAUUUCGAAAGCGAUAAUGAUGAUGAUAUAAAUGUGAGUCAUACUAGACGACAAAUGUUAUAG
This is a messenger RNA of Candida albicans SC5314, 2235 nucleotides long. It is a transcript of the gene HGT5, whose product is annotated as Hgt5p. The transcript has a single exon. Gene Ontology annotation, cellular component: membrane. Gene Ontology annotation, molecular function: carbohydrate:proton symporter activity. Gene Ontology annotation, biological process: carbohydrate transport; transmembrane transport. The record is from RefSeq and is a predicted model, not a curated record. Bases 1 to 2235 code for a protein of 744 amino acids. Lineage: Eukaryota; Fungi; Ascomycota; Pichiomycetes; Serinales; Debaryomycetaceae.